CGGGCAGCGCGAAAGGCUGUGCCCCAGUUUGUGUCCAAUCAGAGAGUGAAUUGUGUGCACCGAACAGGGCAGCAAUGCGUAAACAACAAGCCCUGGGAAAGUCCUCCGCCCCCCUACACCGCUCCCUCCGCUCCACUGUGAGAGUCUUCCUCCUCGCUGACUCUCAACAUCCUCCUCCUCCCUCCCUCCCCCACCUCCCCAGUGGAACUCCUGUCAGCUGAACAGCAGCUUCAAGCGCACCUCGCUCGCUCGCUCGCUCGCUCCCCGCGCUUCCUUGCAACAUCCAUAAACUCCCGCGCUGCGUCCCCAGGGCGCUCCCGCUGGGCUGCUUGGGGGAAGGAGCCUCAGGGAAGCAGCUCAACCAAGCUGAUGUUCCCGAUCACUAAGAAGGGGGAGAAGAGAGAGGAAUCCUGAAGGGAUGGUUUUGCGAUGUUUGUGUUAAGCUUCGCAGUGCGAGACCCAGCGCCGCAGCAGCAACAGCACCCCGUAUCCUCUCUCUGCUGGAUAACGAGCGUUUGCAUUUGGCUGCUGCGUCGCUUCUGCCAUUCCGGAUUUUUCUAGCAAAAGCGCCCGAUGUCAUUACUUAAGAAAGAGUGAAUGGUUUCUUGUCCGGUGCAUCUCUUCCUAAGGAAAUUACCUUCAGCUCAUACUCCAAAGGCGGCUUGGUCGGCUUCCGCUUUUGAUUAGCUUGGAUCAUUAUUAUAUAAGAUGUCACAGGAAGAGGAGAUGGAGGAGGAACGACGCAGGUCCUGGAUGUGGCGAAGGGAGCUGUUCCAUAUCCCUUGGCUCAAAGAUGUCAAACGCUAAAAAGAAGCAGAGGUUAAGAACCAUGGCCCUUUGAGAACCUGCCUUGGACUUUGAUCAAAUGCCUGGAGAAGUCCAGCUGCACAGAGCAGCUCAUCAGCGCCUGUGAUCCUGUCACCAUCGCCUUCCAAAUUCACAGCUCGGGUCCUAACCAUUUUUCAGCCACAGUUUGUGCCACGAAUGGCUACCCAGAGGAAGCACUUUGUGAAAGAUUUCAAUCCCUAUAUCACCUGUUGUCUCUGCAAGGGAUAUCUUAUCAAACCAACUACAGUCACUGAGUGCCUCCAUACUUUUUGUAAGAGUUGUAUUGUGCAGCAUUUUGAAGACAGUAAUGACUGUCCCAGAUGUGGCAAUCAAGUGCAUGAGACCAAUCCACUAGAAAUGUUACGGCUGGAUAACACAUUAGAGGAAAUUAUAUUUAAAUUGGUGCCAGGACUUCGAGAACAGGAACUGAACCGGGAGACUGAGUUCUGGAAGAAAAACAAACCUCAAGAAAAUGGAGAAGAAGAAAAUCCAAAAUCUGAAAAUCCCAAAGAUGAUGAAGAUGGAGAUGAAAACCAAGAGGAUAAAGAUUAUCACAGGAGUGACCCACAGAUUGCUAUUUGUCUGGAUUGUUUACGUAACAAUGGGCAGUCUGGGGAUAAUGUAGUAAAAGGCUUGAUGAAGAAGUUCAUCCGGUGUUCUACACGAGUGACCGUAGGAACAAUCAAGAAGUUUCUAAGUUUAAAAUUAAAACUUCCAAGUUCUUACGAGCUGGAUGUACUAUGCAAUGGAGAAAUAAUGGGGAAGGAUCACACUAUGGAAUUCAUCUACAUGACAAGAUGGAGACUACGAGGCGAAAAUUUUCGGUGUCAGAACUGCUCCUCUUCGCAAGUCCUCUCUCAAGAUGGCUCUUUUUAUCAGUCUCGCCCCAUGGUACUUCAAUAUCGACCCAGAAUUGACUUCGGUUAGACCAAAGGGCCAGAUCCCACUGAGAUUAAUCCUGCACUAUGUUUACCCAUCGACAGAUUGCACAAUGAAUGGAUGUGCCUGGAUUGGGGGGGGGGGAUACCGCCCGAAUUUCAGCAUGCAAAUAUGGACUUUUUAAUCAUCUGAUCAACUAUAUCCCCCCCCCCCCCCGCACCAUUAGAAUAAGCCAAGUGCCAUUCUGCUACUGAAAUAAUCAUAAGAUAUUUGUGGUAUAUGCGAGUCAUAGCCAAAUUGUUAAAUGUAUAGUCAGGAGUCAGAAUCCCUGAUAUACUUGCUCUGCCUGUUAGGCACCUUCCUUUAGUCCAUAAUGAUGAUUACGUUAGCAGAGAUGGUCAUUUGCUCUUUCACACGUGGUGGGAUUUAUUUUUUUCCACAUUUGCUAUUUUACAGGAAAAUGUUGUUUUAAAGAAGUACUGUAUAAAAAGUUAAAACUAUACCUUUGGAAAUAUUUUGUAUAUAAUAUAUGUUUGGAAAUGUGGUGGUUAUGCCACUCCCAUUUUGUGUGUGUUCAGUUUCUCAUGGGUCCAGGUAUAGCUCACUCAUUAGUAUGCACUAGUCUCCAUUUUAUUUUUGGCAGCACUUGAAAAUGUAGAUUUUGUGUCAGAGAACUUAAAUGAAAGCAAUCUGUAUAGAACAGAAAAGGUGUACAGGCAAUCAUAAAAUGUCUCAUAGCCUCCUUUCACUAGUGUGUACAACUUACCUAGAAUUUUGAAUUGAAGGAGUAGCAGAUCAGCACACAUGCCGCAGGUAAGGUUAUUUGUCCUUUAAAAAAAAAAAAGUCCAUUACAUAACAAUAUUUUUAAAAAUGUACAUGCCUUAGGGAGAAACAGGAACUGUCAUAUAAACUUUAUCUAAAAACUAUGUGUUACGUGUCUUUGAAACGAUUGCCAUGACAGGCUUCCUUCUGAAAUUCAAACAUUUCUUAAAUAGUGGCAGCAAUCCAACAAAGAAGUGUGCUGGAUUCAGGCCACUGUGCUUAAGUAUCUUUGUGUGUUAUUUUAACCUGUUUGGUAAUUAUGUCAGCAUAUUGUAAAAGUUGCCCAUUUAAUGGCAUUACAACCACAUUCUACGGUUAUCUGGAAUCUAGAAGCUAUAGUAGAAUUGGUUGUCACAUCUGAAAGUGAAGAUGUAAUAUGGCAGACAAAGCUACCUGACCAAAACUACUUGGCUGUUUGGGAUUUUGUUUUGUUUUUCCUAAGAUGCAGUAGUGUUACAAGAAAUGUUGAUGGUUGCCUUAGGUAUCACACGUGCGUUCCUUCUUGUUUAAAAUGUUGUGUUAUGGUUAUGGAUAUCAUUACAGAGAUCAUAAUAUAUUGUA
Hemicordylus capensis (graceful crag lizard) is the source of this 3091-nucleotide messenger RNA. It is a transcript of the gene PCGF5, whose product is annotated as polycomb group ring finger 5. The record is from RefSeq and is a predicted model, not a curated record. Bases 985 to 1755 code for a protein of 256 amino acids. Lineage: Eukaryota; Metazoa; Chordata; Lepidosauria; Squamata; Cordylidae. Gene Ontology annotation, biological process: regulation of transcription by RNA polymerase II. The transcript has 11 exons. Gene Ontology annotation, cellular component: PRC1 complex.